Molecule: messenger RNA, 2067 nt
Organism: Vicugna pacos (alpaca)
Lineage: Eukaryota; Metazoa; Chordata; Mammalia; Artiodactyla; Camelidae
Source: RefSeq, a predicted model, not a curated record
AUGACUGGCCACCUGAGAGCACAGCCUGUACCCACUGGCACUCACCGUGGUGCCCUCACACAGUACGGAUUCGUCAACACCUGUCUGCAAUCCCUUGUGAUAGAGAAAUUUGGUGAAGAGACAUGGGAAAAACUGAAAGCUUCUGCAGAAGUGCAAGAUGCCUUCAUGACUUACACAGUGUAUGAAGACACCAUUACCAUCAAGCUCAUCCAAGAGGCCUGCAAGGUUCUGGAUAAGUCUGAAGAGGCCAUUCUGAAACUCUUUGGGGAACAUUUCUUCCAAUUCUGUAAGGCGUCUGGCUAUGACAGGAUGUUGCGGACCCUGGGAGGAGAUCUCACAGAGUUUAUUGAAAACCUAGAUGCCCUCCACAGUUACCUGGCCCUGUCUUAUCAGGAGAUGAACGCACCAUCAUUUCGUGUGGAGCGACGAGCAGUUGGGAAGAUGCUUCUCCAUUACUACUCGGAUAGAAGUGGUCUGUGCCACAUCGUACCAGGGAUCAUUGAGGCUGUGGCCAAAGACUUCUUCGACAUCGACGUGACUAUGGAUAUCCUCGAUGUGAGUCAGGAGGAGGAGAGGACAGGGAAGAAGGAGCAUGUCGUGUUUCUGAUCAUGCAGAAGUCACACAGACAGAUGAGCAGGGUGAAGCCAAAGGGAUUACAAGACAGUCAGGACAUCCAGAGAGACUCAGAGGCCCUGGAGGCAGCUUUCCUUAGGAUGAAAGAGAGAUAUUUGAGCAUCUCUGUUUAUCCUGUGAAAAAGUCCGGCUGGGAAGUUGUGAGAAGCAUAGUCCUGUCUGAAAAAGGGCAUCUCAGGAACACCUUUGAACCGAUUUAUCCUGAGCGGCUCUGGAUUGAAGAGAAGACAUUCUGCACUGCUUUUCCCUUCCACGUUGUAUUUGAUGAAUCACUGCAGGUCAGACAAGCUGGAGUGAAUAUUCAGAAGUACGUCCCAGGGCUCCAAACCCCGAAGGUUCGAUUAGACGAAUAUUUCUCCAUCGUCCAUCCCCAAGUUACCUUCAACAUUUUCGGCAUCUGCAAAUUUAUCAACAGUCAAUUUGUCCUGAAGGCGUGAAGAGAGAAGCUGCCCGCAGUGUGGAGAAGUCAGCCCACGCUCACACUCCGAGGCCGGAUGAUCCGGAUGGAGCCCACGCGCUGCAUGAUGUACGUGUGCUCGCCGCAGCUGCGCAGCCUGCCCGAGCUGGAGGCGCGCCGGAUGCACCUGUCGGACAUCGCCCCCCACGACAGCACCAGGGACCUCAUCCUCCUGAACCAGCAGCGCCUGGCGGAGAUGGAGCUGUCCAACCAGCUGGAGAGGAAGAAGGAGGAGCUGCGGAUCCUCUCCAAGCACUUGGCCAUCGAGAAGAAGAAAACGGAGACCUUGCCGUACGCCAUGCUGCCGGAACACGUGGCCAACCAGCUGAAGGAGGGCAGAAAGGUCGCUGCAGGAAAAUUUAAAACCUGCACAAUUCUCUUCAGCGACGUGGUGACCUUUACCAGCAUCUGUGCUGCCUGUGAACCUAUCCAAAUAGUGCAUAUGCUGAAUUCGAUGUACUCCAAGUUUGACAGGUUAACCAGUGUCCACGAGGUCUACAAAGUGGAAACCAUAGGAGAUGCUUAUGUGGUGGUAGGGGGCGUACCCGUGCCUAUUGAAAGCCAUGCUCAAAGAGUAGCUAACUUUGCCUUGGGGAUGAGGAUUUCUGCAAAGGAAGUGAUGAAUCCUGUUACUGGAGAACCCAUCCAGAUCAGAGUGGGCAUCCACACGGGACCAGUCUUGGCAGGUGUCGUGGGGGAAAAGAUGCCGCGGUACUGCUUGUUUGGUGACACUGUGAACACAGCUUCCAGGAUGGAAAGUCACGGGCUUCCCAACAAAGUGCACCUCAGCCCCACAGCCUACAGAGCCCUGGAAAAUCAGGGGUUUGAAAUCAUUGAAAGGGGUGAAAUCGAUGUGAAAGGGAAAGGGAAAAUGACCACAUACUUUCUGAUCCAGAACUUGAAUGCCUCGGAGGAUGAGAUCAUGGGGAGACCUCUGACUUGGACUGGCCCUGCGGAAUAUUCCGAUAUUCCUUGA